UUCCAUACGCUGUGGUCUCGUAUGCAUGCUUCAAAAUCGGGGCUAUUGCUGUUCCUCUAAAUCCUGCGUACACCCCCGAUCAAGUGAUUUCAGCCCUAAACCAUAUCUCAGCAAGCUGUCUUUUCUUGAGCACAGAUAUCACUUUACCAUACAAACCACCAACAUCAACAGCACCUCUUCUAGAAUCUCUUCUGGGAAGCACUAGGGAACUGAAUUCUUGUCCAUUACCUGUCAACUCUCUCAGGCAUGUCUUCCUAAUAAAGAACUCUAUAAAUCAAGUUGAAAAGCCCAUAUUCAAAUCUACUAUAGAUUAUGAUCAGCUCAUUUCCGACAACCAUGGUAGACAAUUACCCAACCAAGGCCAUCUGAGGAACAGCGAUAUUGCUACCAUACAGUUUACAUCUGGGACUACAUCGGCUCCUAAAGCUGCUUGUUUGAGUCACAAGAGUAUCUUGAAUAAUGGGUUUCUCGUUGGCAGAGGAAUGGACUUAACUGAACGGGAUAUUGUGUGCUGUCCACCUCCACUGUAUCAUUGCUUUGGACUCGUCCUUGGCCUUUUGGCUGUAAUGACACAUGGAGCAUGCAUCAUAUUGCCAUCAGAAGCAUUUGACGCAAGAGAGGUCCUUAGAUCAAUCGAAAACGAUCGACCAACCGCCCUCUAUGGUGUCCCGACAAUGUUUCUCGCCGAGUUGGAAUUGCUUUCCCAAGGAUUCAUUACAAAGAAAGAUUUCUCCCAUUUACGGACAGGUAUCAUAGGAGGCAGUCCAAUCCCUUCUUCCUUGCGACUCACUCUCCACGAGAAGCUCAACCUUUCGGAUUUAGCGAGCUGUUAUGGCCUGACUGAGACCUCCCCUAUUGUCUGUAUGACAACCUCGUCUGACACCCUAGAGCAGAAGCUGAACACCGUGGGCGGAAUGCUUCCCCACACCUUUGCCAAAAUUGUCUCCCGUGACGACCCCACCCGUACAUUACGAUACGGAGAAAAAGGAGAGCUUCUGAUCUCCGGUUACUGCGUGAUGGCGGGGUAUUGGAAAGAUGAAAGUAGAACAAGUGAAGCUUUGAACGAGGAGAAUUGUCCUGGCGAAAAAAAGGAGAGGAAGAUUUGGUUUCGCACCGGAGACGAAGCUUUAAUUCAGCCCGAUGGAUACAUUCGAAUCACAGGCCGCAUUAAAGACAUCAUCAUUCGUGGUGGUGAGAACAUUUACCCACCUGAGAUCGAGAAUGUUCUCCUUCAGCACCCUCUGAUUUUAAAUGCCAGUAUAGUGGGGCUACCGGAUGUGAUAUAUGGGGAAGUCGUUGCUGCAUUUAUCAUUGUGAAGGGCGAUGGGAAUGAAGAACACGGUGCGGCUGCGGGAUCACUGUCGAAGGAUUCUGUAAGAGGUUGGGUGCAGGCGAGAUUGAGUAAAAUGCUAGUCCCAAAACACAUUUUUUGGGUGCUGCAAAUGCCGUUGACUGCCAGUGGAAAGAUUGAAAAGUACAAGCUGAAGGACUUCGGAGUCCAGUGGUUGAGGGAAAAGGAGACCGGAUAUGUUGGAUUGGAAACAUAGAUCAACAACUCCGGUCUACGCCGCUUUCUUUGUUUCUGAGCCCUUGGCACACCGUUUCUUCGGCUCCGCGAUCAGGCUUUUUUUUUCGUAUACUUUCCAGGGAUCUGCGGACAGACCCUUAGGGGUAGGGGGCAUGCUAGGGGAGCAGGUCCCGUGGCAGGCGCUACGGACCUCCUAUAAGGGAUAUAUAGCUAACUAGCCACCCACCUCCUCUCAAUCAGACUUCAUC
Molecule: messenger RNA, 1776 nt
Organism: Pseudogymnoascus verrucosus
Lineage: Eukaryota; Fungi; Ascomycota; Leotiomycetes; Thelebolales; Thelebolaceae
Product: putative NRPS-like protein biosynthetic cluster
Exons: 4
Coding region: 483-1547 (354 amino acids)
Biological process (GO): fatty acid metabolic process
Molecular function (GO): medium-chain fatty acid-CoA ligase activity
Source: RefSeq, a predicted model, not a curated record